Messenger RNA from Cydia splendana, 2563 nucleotides. It is a transcript of the gene cta, whose product is annotated as guanine nucleotide-binding protein subunit alpha homolog. Gene Ontology annotation, cellular component: brush border membrane; heterotrimeric G-protein complex. The record is from RefSeq and is a predicted model, not a curated record. Gene Ontology annotation, biological process: adenylate cyclase-modulating G protein-coupled receptor signaling pathway; Rho protein signal transduction. Gene Ontology annotation, molecular function: GTPase activity; G-protein beta/gamma-subunit complex binding; guanyl nucleotide binding. The transcript is spliced from 3 exons. Lineage: Eukaryota; Metazoa; Arthropoda; Insecta; Lepidoptera; Tortricidae. The coding region runs from base 222 to 1349 and encodes 375 amino acids.
AACGUCAAUCAAAACUUGUCUAUGAUGCAGCCCAAGUUUUCUCUUGAGUUUGGGAGGGGUGAUUACUGGAAUGCGUGUAUAUUUCUGAAUUGAGUUUUAAAAAAUAUUUAUCAGUGCAUACGUAGUGCUAUUACGAUAAUAUGUGUACAAUGAACCGUUUAAGAUGUGUUUAACAUCACGUGCUUAAUUUCACUUUCUAUGGGCGUAGAUAAUCAUGCAAAAUGGCCAACGAUUUGUGGUCAUGUACCUGUUGUACGGAGGCGCUGACUUGCUGGCUGCGGCUGAAGCUGUCUCCGGAGGAGAUCGAGCAGCGCUACAGGAGCAAAGAGAUCGACCGGAUAUUAGAGAAGGACAAGCAGACACUGCGACGGCAGGUGAAGCUGCUGCUGCUCGGCGCGGGUGAAAGCGGGAAGUCGACAUUCCUCAAACAGAUGAGGAUCAUACACAAAGUGAAGUUCGAGCCUGAGUUGGUGCGGGAGUACCAGCAUGUGAUAUAUCAGAAUAUAGUGAAAGGAAUACAAGUUCUAGUUGACGCGAGGGACAAAUUGGCGAUACCGUGGGAGAAUCCUAGAAAUUUGGAUGUGGGACAGCAGGCGUUGCACUUUAACAGCACGCAGACGCUGGACAGUCGGCUGUUCAUGCACUACGCGCCGCACAUACACUCCCUGUGGCUCGACAGGGCCAUCAAGAGGGCCUAUGACAGGCGGAGAGAGUUCCAACUGAGCGACUCUGUAAGCUACUUUUUCGACGAGCUGGAGCGCAUAGCGCGACCAGACUACAUGCCUUCCCACCAAGACAUCCUACACUGCCGGAAAGCCACCAAAGGCAUCUCCGAGUGCACCAUCAACAUCAACAAUGUACCCUUCGUGUUUGUGGACGUGGGCGGGCAGAGGACGCAACGGCAGAAGUGGACGCAAUGUUUCGACUCGGUCACGUCGAUAUUGUUCCUCGUGUCUUCGUCGGAGUUCGACCAGGUGUUGUCUGAAGACCGGAGAACGAAUCGUCUCGAAGAGGCGCUCAACAUCUUCGACACUAUCGUGAACAACGUCAACUUCAAAGGCAUUUCCAUAAUCCUGUUCCUCAACAAAUCAGAUUUACUAGCGAAAAAGGUCGCUAGCAAAGAGACGGACAUUCGCUGGUACUACCCCCAGUUCGCUGGCGACCCGCAUAACUUAGCCGACGUGCAAAUGUUCUUACUGGACAUGUUCGCGAACGUUCGCCGGGAACCAAAGACAACACUGUAUCACCACUUCACAACAGCCAUAGACACGUACAACAUUGAGGUCGUCUUCAACUCCGUUAAAGACACCAUCCUUAACCGUAACCUUGAAUCACUCAUGCUACAGUGAUAGUGUUAUAUUGUGAUAUCGAAAUCGGCGUGCAUAAUAUGAAAGACACUUAUGUUAGUUACUCCGGGCCUCCGCGCGGCCUAAUUGUUGUAAAAUAUGUAAUUUGACAUGUAUUUAUUUACCGAUAAUAAAUGGUAAAAACUAUGUAUAGUCUAUCGUAACGAUAUUUGUAUAUCAGUAUAUUUAUGACCAAAAAAUGUAGAUUUUGCACAUGGAAAAAUGUAUUAUUAUGAUCACGUUUUUAAUGUAUACGUUUCUACGAGUAUACGUAGGGGACUGUAUACAGUAAGUGGGGGUAGACUUAUUGUCAUGGACAAAUUUGUGUAAAGCAAUAUUGUUUUAAAUGCUCCAUUAGGUUAUUCGAAGUCCAUCGAAUGAUUGUUACUUAAACGCCAAAAAUCGUUAUUAUUGCUCGGAUUUAGAGUUAAUAGUGAAUUGUAGUAUCUACGCUCAAAACUUUUGCCAAGUGACAAGUGAUAAUAUCGAUUUUUUAAAGCCUAUGUGAACAAAAUUGUAAGUUGUAUCAGGGACAAUUAAAUAAUAGACACUGCUAAUCUUCAUACAAGUACCCAUUUCUUUGUUGUAGUAUCUCGAAAUGGCGUCAUUAUACGUGAAGCUUCAGUCCAAUAUAUAGGUAUGUUGUAUAGCGCUAGGAACAGAUACAAAUAACAGCGCCAUCUAGUGAACGGGUCUCAACAAAUUUCACAACAUCAUGAUGAGGUGCUGAAUACGAAAUAACACAAUUUUUGUAUGAAAAUUAGCAGUCUAAUUAUAAUGUCUCUGGUUGAACCUGAUGGGCAUGCAAUAUAAUGAGUGCCAAGUCGAGACCAGGUGCGUUGCGGUCUCUUCUAUUUAAGGUGUAAUGUCACAAACUACCGUUAGGUGUCGCAUGAGUAAAAUAGGUCUUUUGAACUGAGAAAAAAUACUUUAACAAAAAAAAAAAUUGUAAGUAUAUGGUGCAGUUAAGUGCCAAUCACAGAAAAUAAGUUUCCUCGGUUCAAAAUACCUCUAUCAGUGCUUGACACCUGAUUCCUUGUAAGGCAGAAGUUUCCAACCUCAAGAUAGCAAUAAUAAGACUAGGACGGUGCGGAAAGUUACAGCAAUAUAGCAAACCCGUAGAUUUUCAAAGUUCUCAUCACCACAAAAUGUAAAAGGGCUCUUUUUACUUGACUCAACGCAAAGGUUGGGAACCAUUGCUUUAAGGCAGCGGUCGG